AUGAAUAAGGAGCACGAUACAGCUCAAAUCUACAUCGCACCUGACAUGCCCAUUCAGGAGGCGAUGGAACCCGAGAUAGAUUACGAAGGUCUGGGGGGAAACUAUCCUAUUCAUAUCAACAUGCUUGCUGGCUCGCUCGCAGGGAUCACUGAGCAUUCCGUUAUGUUUCCUGUGGACCUUGUACGGACCCGCAUGCAAGUAUUGACAACCUCACCUUCCACAUCAUACACAGGCAUCUUGAACGCAUUCUCUCGUAUCAGUUCUGCAGAAGGUUUUCGUGCACUUUGGAAAGGUGUUGCAUCAGUUGUUCUGGGUGCAGGACCGGCUCAUGCCCUAUACUUUGGAACGUACGAAUUUAUGAAGGACGUCAUGGGUGGCAAUGAAGCUGGCUUCCAGUUUCUUAGUACGUCUGUCGCCGGUGCCUCUGCAACCAUUGUCUCCGAUGCAUUCAUGAAUCCAUUUGAUGUGAUCAAACAGCGGAUGCAGCUCUUUGGAAGCUCGUACAGGUCCGUCGCUCAUUGUGCUCGCUCGCUGUACCGUGCUGAAGGACUUCGUGCUUUCUAUCUAUCAUAUCCCACUACACUUACCAUGACGGUUCCAUUCACGGCAAUUCAAUUUGUUGCGUAUGAAUGGGCCCAAAGUCUCAUGAAUCCGUCAAGUACUUACUCGCCUCUCUCGCAUGCCGUAUCAGGUGGGUUUGCUGGUGCAAUGGCUGCAGCUUGUACGACUCCUCUGGAUGUGGCCAAGACCAUGCUUCAAACGAGCGGAAGCAGCUCAGAUCCGGAGAUUCGCAGAGUGACGACCAUGGGCAGUGCAUUCAAGACUAUUUAUGCACGCGAGGGUUUACGUGGAUUCGCUCGUGGACUAUCACCACGAAUCUUCACGCAUAUGCCCUCCAAUGCAUUGUGCUGGCUCUCGUACGAAGGGUUCCGGUUCGCAAUACAGGAGUAUCGUGGGUAG
Malassezia globosa CBS 7966 is the source of this 960-nucleotide messenger RNA. RefSeq lists its product as uncharacterized. Gene Ontology annotation, molecular function: ferrous iron transmembrane transporter activity. Gene Ontology annotation, biological process: iron import into the mitochondrion. The coding region runs from base 1 to 960 and encodes 319 amino acids. NCBI's taxonomy places the organism in Eukaryota, Fungi, Basidiomycota, Malasseziomycetes, Malasseziales, Malasseziaceae. Gene Ontology annotation, cellular component: mitochondrial membrane. The transcript has a single exon. The record is from RefSeq and is a predicted model, not a curated record.